This is a messenger RNA of Aureobasidium vineae, 615 nucleotides long. The record is from the annotation of a GenBank genome assembly. NCBI's taxonomy places the organism in Eukaryota, Fungi, Ascomycota, Dothideomycetes, Dothideales, Saccotheciaceae.
AUGUCGGCCCAAGGCGCCUUCCACCGCCUCCUCUCCUUCUUCGCAGCCCGCUCCCCGCGUCCAAACACCUCGACAAUAACCUUCAUGGACUCCCUCCGCGGCGACCUCUCCCUAGGUCUCAACUUCCCCGUCGCAGUCUUCCUAGCCACAGUUCGUCAUCUCGUCUUCCGCAACACCGGAUUCUGGUCUUUGACCAUCUACAUCCCCACCGUCCGCACAAGUCGCAAACUGCUGGGUGGGCCUUCUGCAUGCAAAGAUUUGGAUGAGAGCAAAAGAUAUGGGUGUGGGGAGUUGGUGACGCUGGCAAAGGAUGAUGGUGUUGUUGCGCAGGCUGAUGCAGUGGGGUUGUGGAUGAUUGCUGCUGAGACGGAUGGUAAGGUCAAGGGAGAAGAGGUGAGGAUGUUUCAGAAGGGGGAGAUUAUGGAGAGGAUUGCUUCUCGUAGAAGGGGUAUGGACAAUGUAUUGCCGUUUUGGAGGGGUGGGCCUUUGAUGNUGAGUUUCUUUUUGCUGCUGGACUUGGGCGAUGCUGAUGUUCUCGAUAGUCCUUUUGCUCAUUCGUGGGCUGUCAAGAAGGCUUUUGAUGUCGAGGUUUAUGAUGGUCACAAGAGAGCUUGA